CUCUUAUUGCCUUCAGGAGAGAACUUGCUUCCCUUAACAGAAAGUCACAAUGUCUAUCAAAAAGAUCCAUGCUCGUCAAAUCUUUGACUCCCGUGGAAAACCCACUGUAGAGGUUGACUUGACAACACACAAAGGUCUGUUCCGUGCUGCUGUUCCAAGCGGUGCCUCCACUGGGAUCUAUGAAGCUCUUGAGCUUAGGGACAAUGACAAGACUCGUUACCUGGGAAAAGGUGUCCGUAAAGCAGUUGAUCACAUCAAUAAAACCAUUGCACCAGCCCUGGUUGAGAAGAGUCUAAAUGUUGUGGAUCAGGAAAAAAUAGACAAACUUAUGCUGGAUAUGGAUGGGACCGAGAACAAAUCCAAGUAUGGUGCCAAUGCCAUCCUGGGUGUGUCUCUGGCAGUGUGCAAAGCAGGCGCCGCUGAAAAGGGAGUCCCUCUGUACCGUCACAUUGCCGAUCUGGCUGGGAACCCAGAGGUUGUGCUGCCUGUUCCUGCAUUUAAUGUAAUAAAUGGUGGCUCUCAUGCUGGAAACAAGCUUGCCAUGCAGGAGUUUAUGAUCCUGCCAGUUGGGGCAACCAGCUUCAAGGAGGCCAUGCGUAUCGGAGCAGAGGUCUACCACAACCUGAAGAAUGUAAUCAAGCAAAAGUAUGGACAGGAUGCUACAAAUGUUGGCGAUGAGGGUGGCUUUGCUCCCAACAUCCUGGAAAAUAAGGAAGCACUGGAGCUCCUGAAGACUGCCAUUAACAAGGCUGGAUACACCGAUCAGAUUGUCAUUGGAAUGGAUGUGGCUGCUUCAGAAUUCUACCGUGAUGGAAAGUAUGAUCUGGACUUCAAGUCACCAGAUGACCCCAGCAGAUACAUCACCCCCGAUCAGCUUGGGGAUCUGUACAAGAGCUUUGUGAAGGAUUAUCCAGUUGUGUCCAUUGAAGAUCCUUUUGAUCAGGAUGAUUGGGCUGCCUGGGCAAAGUUCACAGCGUCUACUGGCAUCCAGGUAGUAGGUGAUGACCUUACUGUGACCAAUCCCAAACGUAUUGCAAGGGCAGUGGAAGACAAGGCAUGCAACUGUCUCCUACUAAAGGUCAACCAGAUUGGCACAGUAACAGAAUCACUGCAGGCCUGUAAGCUUGCUCAGUCCAAUGGCUGGGGAGUGAUGGUCAGUCAUCGUUCUGGAGAGACAGAAGACACUUUCAUUGCUGACUUGGUGGUUGGCCUCUGUACCGGACAGAUUAAGACUGGGGCCCCAUGCAGAUCUGAGCGUCUUGCAAAGUACAACCAGUUGCUCAGGAUUGAGGAAGAGCUGGGCAGCAAGGCAGUGUUUGCUGGAAAGAACUUCAGGAAGCCAAUCAUCAACUAAGUGGCUGCAAUCUCAAAUUAAGCACUUAACCACCUGCUGUAGUCACUGCAAACCUAGACACAU
This is a messenger RNA of Pelobates fuscus (common spadefoot toad), 1417 nucleotides long. RefSeq names its product enolase. Gene Ontology annotation, molecular function: phosphopyruvate hydratase activity; magnesium ion binding. Gene Ontology annotation, biological process: glycolytic process. Lineage: Eukaryota; Metazoa; Chordata; Amphibia; Anura; Pelobatidae. Bases 50 to 1354 code for a protein of 434 amino acids. The transcript has a single exon. Gene Ontology annotation, cellular component: phosphopyruvate hydratase complex. The record is from RefSeq and is a predicted model, not a curated record.